AUGGCACAAGAUACUACCCAGGCUUCGUCACUCCAUUCUCCUCCUACCCCAAAAUCGAAUCAAUCAUCCAUGAUUCAUGAAAGCCAGUCAUCCACAUCGGCGGUAAAUUGGCUUGAAGGCGAGAUAUCAUCGUUAGGCUCACUGGGUAAUAUUUUCAAGUAUGAGAUUGAAUUCAGAACUUGCCCCAUCCGUAAUGCAGUGGGAUCUGAACCAAUCGUACAUAAAGCUCAACCCAUGAAAAGAUGUAUCUGGCUGCCACUCCACGACGAAACGAAGAUAAUAGUGGAAAAGUACAUCACAGAGAUCACUUUCCUCCAUCAUGUGGUUCAUAUCCCCUCAGUGCAUACCAUGGUAGAGGAACUCUAUUGUAAUCUGAGAGAAAGCAAGCCAGUCAAGAUUGGGCACGUUUCGUUGCUCCUCGGCAUUCUCGCCAGUACCACGUCGCUCUGGGCUGAACGUGACAUGUGCAACUCCAUAUUUUCGACCGUUGAAGAAGCAGUUGCGCAGUCUACACAUUGGAUGAGACUUGCGUCGGAGAUGGUCGAUUACUCGCGUUACAAACACUUCGAAUCCAUAGAGGAUAUCCAAGCGAUGAUCAUUCUCAUAUUUGUGACUGCUAACAUCGUGGGGAUUACCCCCCAAGCUCGACAUAUGGUUUCCACUGCCAUCUCGUUUGGAAGAGAACUUUCCUUGCAUCGGAUCGAUCAUCCAUACAAUUCCCAUCUAGAUAUGCCUUCGCCAUCCUCUGCGAAAGCAGAGAUAUGUAGAAGAGUGUGGUGGUAUCUCGUGGCGACUGAUUGGCAGAUGUCGCAACUAUCUGGUUCGCAAAAGGGCACAUAUUCAAUUGAUCCACGCCACAUGAUGACCAACAAACCUUGCAAUGCGAAUGAUGAAGAUAUUGUGGACGGGAUGGUCGGAGUUGGAAAGCCACUCACCGACCCAACAUCGAUGUCGUACUGUCUCCAACGGAUUCGAUUGGGCGAAUUUUGCCGCGAAAUCACAGAUUGUGCUCCGUUUGGAAUUUCAGAUCCAGGAAGCCCGGACUAUGAGCACACGAAACAGAUUGAUGGCAAGAUUUGUGAAUUCGCAGAGAGUCUACCCUCGUUCUUUUCGUUAGACUAUCGGUCGGACGAGCUUCCAAACACCGAUCCUUGGAGAUCUCCCGGAAUAAUCAUACAACGAUACAUCAUCAAUUUUCUGCUUCAUGCCCAAAGAUGCAGGCUUCACUUGCCUUAUUUGUCGCGAGCGUCUAAAGAUCCUACAUACAAUUACUCACGGAGAGCAUGCCUGGAAGCAGCUCGAAUGGUGAUUCGUACCGAACGCCAACUCUCACUAGAGGUGGUCCCCUUUGCGACAAUGCGGCUAAGACUUCCAGGCUUACUAUAUUCCGUCUGUGUGGCGAUCAUUGUUCUCCUCAUAGACUUUUCUGGGAGUGAUCACCGGCAGGAAUAG
Penicillium roqueforti is the source of this 1452-nucleotide messenger RNA. RefSeq names its product fungal specific transcription factor domain-containing protein. Gene Ontology annotation, biological process: DNA-templated transcription. Lineage: Eukaryota; Fungi; Ascomycota; Eurotiomycetes; Eurotiales; Aspergillaceae. The record is from RefSeq and is a predicted model, not a curated record. The coding region runs from base 1 to 1452 and encodes 483 amino acids. The transcript has 3 exons. Gene Ontology annotation, molecular function: DNA binding; zinc ion binding.